AGUAUAACCUAGUCUACGAGGUUCCGGAUCCGGAGUCGCCUUUUGGAACGAGAUACGAGUUUCCCAGCGGGACGAUAGCUCUGCACUUCGCGAACGUGAACUCAUUCAACAUCGUGGUAAAUCGGAUGAGACAGGACCUUAACAAGAUGCGAGGCUUCGAUGACCCAACCCUAGAAGUGGAAUGUUUCGAGUGGAGUUGCAGGAUCUGGCGAACUUGUCAAUACGGACUAUCGCUAAAACCACUUUGCGCGGUAUCGUUCAAUGACCCGGUGCGCAUAUCAUACUUGGCCGGUGGGGAUGCCGAGCGCAGAUAUAUUCUCGAUUUUCUUAAAGAAGCGAACAAGUUUCGAACACAGCAUACAGCUGAGUUGACGGACGAGUCCAUUAAUAGUUCAAAAGGAUGGCUAUUGAUGGGACGAUAGCCAAUGAAGUAUUGAUCGUGAUCAUGAUCAUAAGGAACAUUGUCACUUCAUCCCAAGCUCACAACUGAUAACGAGACGAUGCUUAUGUGAAGAGUUGAAGGGAAAGCUGGCUGCUACUCACCCACGCACCUAUUAGUUCAAGGUCAGAGUAAUGAUUGCCCAGGUAGGUAAGUAGUG
Molecule: messenger RNA, 599 nt
Organism: Annulohypoxylon maeteangense
Lineage: Eukaryota; Fungi; Ascomycota; Sordariomycetes; Xylariales; Hypoxylaceae
Exons: 1
Coding region: 126-422 (98 amino acids)
Source: RefSeq, a predicted model, not a curated record